Phasianus colchicus (ring-necked pheasant) is the source of this 13306-nucleotide messenger RNA. Lineage: Eukaryota; Metazoa; Chordata; Aves; Galliformes; Phasianidae. The record is from RefSeq and is a predicted model, not a curated record.
GGGAUUAACCUGGACUCGUUUUAAAUGGUCAAUGAAAACAAGAGGAUGUACAUUCCCGAGGAAAACCAUCAAGGUUCCAACUAUGGAAGUCCCCGUCCAGCUCAUGCCAACAUGAAUGCCAAUGCAGCUGCAGGGCUUGCCCCAGAGCAUAUCCCUACACCAGGGGCAGCUCUGUCCUGGCAAGCUGCAAUUGAUGCUGCCAGGCAAGCCAAAUUGAUGGGUAGUGCUGGCAAUGCAACAAUAUCCACAGCUAGCUCCACGCAGAGAAAACGGCAGCAGUAUGGGAAACAGAAAAAACAGGGUACCACGACAGCUACGCGUCCUCCCCGGGCACUGCUGUGUUUAACACUGAAAAAUCCCAUCCGGAGGGCAUGCAUCAGCAUCGUCGAAUGGAAAUCAUUUGAAAUAAUUAUUUUACUGACUAUUUUUGCCAAUUGUGUGGCCUUAGCUAUCUAUAUCCCCUUUCCAGAAGAUGAUUCCAAUGCCACCAAUUCCAAUCUGGAACGAGUGGAAUAUCUCUUUCUCAUAAUUUUUACAGUGGAAGCAUUUUUAAAAGUAAUAGCAUAUGGACUUCUCUUUCACCCCAACGCUUACCUCCGCAAUGGCUGGAAUUUACUAGAUUUUAUAAUUGUGGUAGUAGGGCUUUUUAGUGCAAUUUUAGAACAAGCAACCAAAGCAGAUGGGGGGAAUUCAAUAGGAGGAAAAGGUGCCGGAUUUGAUGUUAAAGCACUGCGGGCUUUCCGAGUGUUACGUCCCUUACGACUGGUGUCUGGAGUUCCUAGUCUCCAGGUGGUUUUAAAUUCAAUUAUCAAGGCCAUGGUCCCUUUGUUGCAUAUUGCCCUGCUGGUGCUGUUUGUCAUCAUUAUCUAUGCCAUCAUUGGACUGGAAUUAUUCAUGGGAAAGAUGCAUAAGACCUGCUACCACGUGCAAGGGGGGCUGAUAGAUACACCUGCAGAAGAUGACCCAUCUCCCUGUGCCCCCCAGUCUGCACAUGGGCGGCAGUGCCAGAAUGGAACCGAGUGCAAGGCAGGCUGGGAGGGACCCAAGCACGGCAUUACAAACUUUGACAAUUUUGCUUUUGCCAUGCUGACAGUGUUUCAGUGCAUCACAAUGGAGGGGUGGACAGAUGUACUCUACUGGGUCAAUGAUGCCAUAGGAAGGGACUGGCCCUGGAUCUAUUUUGUUACACUAAUCAUCAUAGGGUCAUUUUUUGUACUUAACUUGGUUCUCGGUGUACUUAGCGGGGAAUUUUCCAAGGAAAGAGAGAAGGCUAAGGCUCGGGGAGAUUUCCAAAAGUUACGUGAAAAGCAACAGCUAGAGGAGGAUUUGAAGGGCUAUUUAGACUGGAUAACUCAAGCAGAAGAUAUUGACCCAGAAAAUGAAGAUGAAGGCAUGGAUGAGGAGAAGCCUCGAAACAUGAGCAUGCCCACCAGUGAGACCGAGUCCGUGAACACAGACAACGUCCCUGGAACAGAUAUUGAAGGCGAAAACUGCGGUGCUAGGCUAGCGCAUCGGAUCUCCAAAUCUAAAUUUAGUCGCUAUUGGCGCCGAUGGAAUCGAUUCUGCAGACGAAAGUGCCGUGCUGCUGUCAAGUCCAAUGUUUUCUACUGGUUGGUGAUCUUCCUUGUGUUUCUCAACACCCUUACUAUUGCUUCUGAACACUACAACCAGCCAGACUGGCUCACUGAGGUUCAAGACACUGCCAAUAAGGUGCUGCUAGCUCUUUUCACGGCAGAGAUGCUGCUGAAGAUGUACAGCCUUGGUCUCCAGGCCUAUUUUGUGUCCCUCUUCAACCGCUUUGACUGUUUCAUUGUGUGUGGAGGAAUCCUGGAAACAAUUCUGGUUGAGACGAAGAUCAUGUCACCACUGGGCAUUUCUGUGUUGAGAUGUGUUCGGCUAUUAAGAAUAUUUAAAAUCACAAGAUAUUGGAACUCCCUGAGUAACCUAGUGGCUUCACUCCUGAAUUCAGUCCGUUCCAUUGCCUCCCUCCUGCUGCUCCUCUUCCUCUUCAUCAUCAUCUUCUCCCUGCUGGGGAUGCAGCUUUUUGGGGGCAAGUUUAACUUUGAUGAAAUGCAGACCAGGAGGAGUACAUUUGACAACUUCCCCCAGUCACUCCUCACUGUGUUUCAGAUCCUGACUGGGGAGGACUGGAAUUCGGUGAUGUAUGAUGGGAUCAUGGCUUAUGGCGGCCCCUCUUUUCCAGGAAUGUUGGUCUGUAUUUACUUCAUCAUCCUCUUCAUCUGUGGGAACUACAUCCUGCUGAAUGUCUUUUUGGCCAUUGCUGUGGACAACCUUGCUGAUGCGGAGAGUUUAACAUCUGCACAGAAAGAGGAGGAAGAGGAAAAAGAAAGGAAAAAACUAGCUAGGACUGCUAGUCCUGAAAAGAAACAGGAGAUAGAGAAAACAGCUGUGGAGGAGGAGACAAAGGAGGAGAAAAUUGAACUGAAAUCAAUCACUGCUGAUGGAGAAUCUCCACCUGCUACAAAGAUUAAUAUGGACGACUACCAGCCAAAUGAAAAUGAAGAAAAGAGCCCAUAUCCCACAACAGAAGCACCAGCAGAGGAAGAUGAGGAAGAACCUGAGAUGCCCGUCGGCCCUCGGCCUCGCCCAAUGUCUGAGCUGCACCUCAAGGAAAAGGCUGUCCCCAUGCCUGAUGCCAGUGCUUUUUUCAUCUUCAGUCCUAACAACAGGUUUCGUGUCCACUGCCAUCGAAUCGUUAAUGAUAACAUUUUCACCAACCUGAUCCUAUUUUUCAUCUUGCUCAGCAGCAUCUCCUUGGCAGCUGAAGACCCCGUCCGACAUCUCUCCUUUAGGAACCAAGUUCUCUUUUAUUUUGAUAUAGUUUUUACUGUCAUUUUCACCAUUGAAAUUGCUCUGAAGAUCCUAGGCAAUGCAGACUAUGUCUUCACUAGUAUCUUUACAUUAGAAAUUAUUCUUAAGAUGACCGCAUACGGGGCUUUCCUCCAUAAGGGCUCCUUCUGCAGAAACUAUUUCAACAUCUUAGACCUGCUGGUGGUCAGCGUUUCUCUCAUCUCUUUUGGAAUCCAAUCCAGUGCCAUCAAUGUGGUGAAGAUUUUGCGUGUUCUGCGAGUGCUUAGACCACUGAGGGCCAUCAACAGAGCCAAAGGACUAAAGCAUGUGGUCCAAUGUGUGUUUGUUGCCAUCCGAACCAUCGGAAACAUUGUGAUUGUCACCACUUUGCUGCAGUUCAUGUUUGCCUGCAUUGGAGUUCAGUUGUUUAAGGGCAAACUCUACAGCUGCACUGACAGCUCCAAGCAGACUGAAGCAGAAUGCAGAGGAUACUACAUCACAUACAAGGAUGGUGAGGUCAGUCAGCCAAUGAUCCAGCCCCGGAGCUGGGAGAACAGCAAGUUUGACUUCGACAAUGUCUUGACUGCCAUGAUGGCCCUCUUCACUGUCUCAACCUUUGAGGGCUGGCCAGAGUUGCUGUAUAGGUCCAUUGAUUCCCACAUGGAGGAUGUGGGACCCAUCUAUAAUCACAGGGUUGAGAUCUCCAUCUUCUUUAUUAUCUACAUCAUCAUCAUUGCUUUCUUCAUGAUGAACAUCUUCGUUGGUUUCGUCAUCGUCACAUUUCAGGAACAAGGAGAACAAGAAUACAAGAACUGUGAGCUGGACAAAAACCAGCGCCAGUGCGUAGAGUAUGCCCUGAAGGCCCGGCCCCUGCGGAGAUACAUCCCAAAAAACCAGUACCAGUACAAAGUUUGGUAUGUGGUCAACUCCACCUAUUUUGAAUACCUGAUGUUCGUUUUGAUCCUGCUGAACACCAUCUGUCUGGCCAUGCAACACUACGGUCAGAGCUGCAUGUUCAAGGAAGCCAUGAACAUCCUCAACAUGCUUUUCACUGGCCUCUUCACUGUCGAGAUGGUCCUGAAGUUAAUUGCCUUCAAACCCAAGGGUUACUUUAGUGAUCCUUGGAAUGUUUUUGACUUCCUCAUCGUAAUUGGCAGCAUUAUAGACGUCAUUCUCAGUGAAACUAAUCACUAUUUCUGUGAUGCAUGGAAUACAUUUGACGCCUUGAUUGUUGUGGGUAGCAUUGUUGAUAUAGCAAUCACCGAGGUGAACCCAGCUGAAAAUACCCAAUGCUCUUCCUCUAUGAACGCAGAGGAAAACUCUCGCAUCUCAAUCACCUUCUUCCGACUCUUCCGCGUGAUGCGUCUUGUGAAGCUCCUGAGCCGAGGGGAGGGCAUCCGGACACUGCUUUGGACCUUCAUCAAGUCCUUCCAGGCUCUCCCCUAUGUGGCUCUUCUAAUAGUGAUGUUGUUCUUCAUCUACGCCGUGAUUGGGAUGCAGGUAUUUGGUAAAAUUGCUCUGAAUGAUACCACAGAAAUCAACCGCAACAACAACUUCCAGACCUUCCCCCAAGCGGUGCUGCUGCUUUUCAGGUGUGCCACCGGUGAGGCCUGGCAGGAAAUCAUGCUGGCGUGUCUCCCGGACAAGAAGUGCGACCCAGAGUCAGAGCCGGCCAACUCCACUGAAGCUGACCACUCCUGUGGCAGCAGCUUCGCUGUCUUCUACUUCAUAAGCUUCUACAUGCUCUGUGCCUUCCUGAUCAUCAAUCUUUUUGUAGCUGUUAUAAUGGAUAACUUCGAUUACCUGACACGGGACUGGUCCAUUUUAGGACCACACCACCUAGAUGAGUUUAAAAGGAUCUGGGCAGAGUAUGACCCUGAAGCCAAGGGACGGAUCAAGCACUUGGACGUGGUGACAUUGCUCCGGCGCAUUCAGCCUCCACUGGGCUUUGGGAAGCUUUGCCCUCACCGAGUGGCUUGCAAACGCCUUGUCUCCAUGAAUAUGCCACUGAACAGCGAUGGAACUGUCAUGUUCAAUGCCACUCUCUUUGCACUGGUCAGAACUGCAUUGAGGAUCAAGACAGAAGGUAACCUGGAGCAAGCCAAUGAAGAGCUUAGAGCAAUAAUUAAGAAAAUCUGGAAGCGCACCAGUAUGAAGUUGCUGGACCAGGUGGUGCCUCCUGCAGGUGAUGAUGAGGUGACUGUUGGGAAGUUCUACGCCACUUUCCUGAUUCAAGAGUAUUUCCGGAAGUUCAAGAAACGCAAAGAGCAGGGCCUGGUGGGCAAGCCUUCCCAGCGCAACGCACUCUCCUUGCAGGCUGGUUUGCGCACACUUCACGACAUUGGUCCAGAGAUCCGACGAGCGAUCUCUGGAGACCUGACAGCUGAAGAAGAGCUAGAUAAGGCUAUGAAAGAAGCUGUUUCUGCUGCCUCUGAAGAUGAUAUCUUCCGGAGAGCCGGAGGCUUGUUUGGAAACCAUGUCAGCUAUUACCAAAGUGAUGGCAGGAGUGCGUUCCCCCAGACAUUCACCACCCAGCGACCUUUGCACAUCAAUAAAUCUGGCAACAACCAGGGAGAUACCGAGUCUCCAUCUCAUGAGAAGUUGGUGGACUCCACCUUCACUCCCAGCAGCUACUCAUCUUCAGGCUCCAAUGCAAACAUCAACAAUGCCAACAACACUGCCCUGUGCCGCUUCCCAAGCCCACCCAGCUACCCCAGCACUGUCAGCACUGUGGAAGGCCAUGGGACUCCAUUGUCGCCCACCAUACGUGUGCAAGAAGCUCCUUGGAAAUUACCAUCCAAAAGGACGCACUACUACGAAACAUUGGGACGCUCCAGUUCCAGAGACAGCCAGCUGGCAAUUGUUUGCCAAGAGGAAGUGUCUCAGGAUGAGACUUAUGAUGAAAAUUUGAAUGAAGACAUUGAGUACUGUAGUGAACCAAGUCUGCUCUCUACUGAAAUGCUCGCAUACCAAGAUGACGAAAACAGACAACUUACUCCACCAGAAAACAACAAAGGAGAGGACACCCGGCACUCUCCAAAGAAAGGGUUUCUGUGCUCCUCAGCACUAGGUCGACGAGCAUCUUUUCACUUAGAGUGUCUGAAAAGACAGAAAAACCAGGGCGUAGAUGUCUCGCAGAAGACAGUUCUGCCUUUACAAAUGGUACAUCAUCAGGCAUUGGCGGUGGCCGGCCUGAGCCCCCUCCUCCAGCGAAGCCAUUCCCCCACCACAUUCUCCCGACUGUGCGCCACACCGCCUGCUACACCCUGCAGCCGAGGCUGGCCACAGCAGCCCAUCCCGACGCUGCGCCUUGAGGGGGCUGAGUCCAGCGAGAAGCUCAACAGCAGCUUCCCCUCCGUGCACUGCAGCUCCAGGUUCCCCGACAGCUCUGACUGUGGCAGCCCAAGAAGAGCAAGGCCGGUGUCCCUCACCGUCCCCAGCCAGACAGCGGGGAGCAGCAGGCAGUUCCACGGCAGUGCCAGCAGCCUAGUCGAAGCGGUAUUGAUUUCGGAAGGACUGAUGCAGUUUGCUCAAGAUCCAAAGUUCAUUGAGGUCACGACCCAGGAACUCGCUGAUGCCUGCGACAUGACAAUAGAAGAGAUGGAAAACGCAGCAGACAACAUUCUCAAUGGUAACAGCAAGCAGAGCCCCAAUGGCAACCUGUUGCCUUUUGUUAACUGCAGGGACGCAGGGCAGGACAGUGCAGGCGAGGAAGAGGAAGAGGUGCAGAACCCGGAUUGUAGAAAAAGUCAGGAGGAGCUGAAGGACAGCAGGAUUUAUAUCAGCAGCCUGUAGUUGCCAGGGCUGGAAGCGAUGCUGGUUUUUUAUUUGUUUCAAUGUUCCUAAUGGGUUUGUUUCAGAAGUGCCUCACUGUUCUCGUGACCUGGAGUAACCGGAACAGCGUUCUUCAUUCAUUUCUGUUGGGACGAGUCGCAGAGUUGGGUGGUGGCAGAGAGCUUGUCAGGAGCGGAUAGGACCCCGGCACGCGGCCGCCUGGAAAGAGCGCGGCACCCAGGAGGAGAGCCAGCUCCCUCUUUUUCCAGUCCCUGCACAAGGCACGACGACUGCCUCCCAAGGGCGGCCCAGCCAAACGCGCCCAGCCUCCAGCGGGCAUCCUUCAACUUUGCUUGUAAAAAUCAUUUUGCACAUGUUCUGUCCGAGCCUCACCGCCCCCAGCCACCCCGGCCCCGCCACCCGGGCCCGGAGGACGCAGCGCCGCCAAAAGGGGAGCGCGGGGACUGCAACGGCUCCUGCUGUUGGCCAAUCAGAGCUCGAGGGCUGCUCACCAGCCAACCCGAGUGCGGGCAAGUCACCUGCCAACCAAUUGGAGCUCAGACAGCCGGCCCCGCCAGCCAGUGGGAGAGUGGGGAGUGGCCAGGCACGGGUCUCUCCUUGUCCCGCAGUUCGGUGUUUCCUUGAGAGCAUGUUGCGGUUUUUAUUUUGACUAUUUUAUUUUUAUUAUAAUUUUUCAGAGGGAGAAGGGAGUGUUUACAAGGUUCUGUAACCACCUACCUUUUUGUUUGGGUUUAUUUUCACCUUUGCAGAUGUUACGUUGGUUUGACCAUGUUGUAUUAUUUAAGCCAGGUUCUUUUCUCCAUUGGCAUUUGGUAGAAGCAUAACGCUGUAGGCGAGUUUUACCGAUCACUAUGUACACCGAGACUCUGUCAUUUGAUUUGCAAGCGAGCAGAACCUCCUUUUUUUGUUGUUGUGUUAUCAUAUAAUGGCAGCGGGCAGUGCGCUUGGCACAGCCCCACACGUCCCAGGGACCAAUGGGGCUGUUGGGAUGCAGCGCCGAAGCAGCGCCCGCUGUCGGGAGGGGAAUCAGUAACUCUUUGCAUCUUCUGUUCCACAAGAUAUGCAAAAACAAUGCAAUAAUAUUAAUUUUAAAAUACAAUCGUAAGUCGUGUUGGCAUUAAAACUGUAUAGGAAAAAAAAAAAAAACAAAUAACGGGGUGGGGGGACAACCAAGCAGAAGGCGUUACGCUUCAAUAUAUUCCGUGUGAUGUUUUAUUGCAUUGAUGAUGUUUCUGUUGAAGAAACUGUUAUACUUGAAUUCAGGUCAGUUUCGGUAUUUUUCAAAUAUUUUUUUAAAAGGAAUUGCAAUUGUGCCAAGCAAAUAUAUCAAAUCGAAUUAAGUUUGUUUAAGAAGAAAAAAAAAAGAAAAAAAGAGUCACUUCUUGUAUAUUUUGCUGCAUGUCAAGUGAAUCAUUUCGUAUUUGGAAUGUGCCAAGCUUUACCUUUGAACUUUUAAGUGCUUUUCUACGUGUGGUCGGGGACAGGGGUACUAUUUUUUUUCCUUUUUUAAUUUGUACAAUGAACAAAGUGUACCUGGUGUAAGUAACUAUUCUGCAAUCCACUGACAGGUCGAACGUUACUGAUUUUGCAUAUCUUGUGUUCAUUACCCUUCCUCCUCACCUCUUUAAACAUGCACGAUGACUUUGUUGGUAGAGUACCUUUCUUCCCGAGGCCGGGAUUUUUUUUCAGGCUUUGUUCUCUUUCCUUUUGCUCAGCCUCUCCAAAGGUCUCUUCCACCAAGAGGGUGGCGAGAUCCCCAAGCCCAUGUGGAAGAUCCAUCCCAUGUCUUCAGCUGGCACCAGCAAUUCAGGGAGGGGGAAAGCACCUGCUUGCAGAUUGAGGUUAGAUAGUUCAUCCUGAUCGUUGUAACAGGAUCCUGGAAUAAGCAAAUGCAAAUGGCAGAAUUGUUUGCAAAAUAAAUGUGCCUAACACUGGACUGAAAGCACUGGGUAAGUGAGGGACAGAGCUCUGGAUUGUUGCUUAGGAAAAUUGCUGUGGUCUGGUCAUGACACAGAUGUUUGGUGACUUGUGUGUGUUUCCAUGCGUGUUCCCAGACCUUAGCAUAUGGGACAUGCUCUAAGUCACAAAACAUCCAGUGGUGCAGCAUGUCCCAGCCAUAUUUCCCUGCUGCUGAGUGUGAACCUCUGCUGAUUCACCCCACGAUGAUACACGGCCCUAACCUGUGGCAGAGGCUGAGAAACCAGGGAGAUAUUAUUAGAUUUUAUGUGUCUGACUUCUGUCUAGACUGCUGCUGGUUUUCUCCCUUUUCAAGAUGUUUCACAAACUUGCAGAUGAGUGCUCAGAGGUGUGAUCUGACUCAGAGCUAAACUUUCAUUCCAGUCUUGAGCUUCACAGAUGUUUGAGUACAUCAUUUAUUAUGUAUUUUUGUAACGCCCUUGGGUUUACUUCUUGACCCUGCUGGGGCCAUUAAGCAGAAAUAGCGGAAGAUAUUUUUGAAAUUGCACUUUUUCCUUGUUAUUUUGAACUGGCCAGUAGCAGCUCAAGAUGCCUUGCCAACAAAUUCUUUUGAACUGGGGAAAUGUGAACCCACUUAAGCAACCAUCUGGCAUCAGAGUCCCAAUCCAAGUCCUUGGAGAAAGCAACCACCUGAAGUCUGUCAGCCCCAUUUUUUCCAUCCCUCUUGUCUGUACCGAGAUUGGCAUGCGAGCAGUUCUCCCUUUGUGAGUUUGCUAUUGGUAGCUCUGCAGUGCUCCAAAGCUACUUGAAAGUAAAUAAUGCUGUGCUGGGGGUUUUCUGAAAACGAAAGUAGCAAAGGGGCUCCCUAUCUCAUUUUCCUCCAGUAGAAAGUCCCCCUGGCCCUCCCAGGAAGAGACAGAGGUGCUCCUUGCUCCUGAUUAAUAAAGUACUGGCCUAGAGCAGCAGAGGCAAGGGGCAUUCUGGAUGUCUGCCAGCACUUGCCAUCUUUUAGGGCUUUUCCUGAAGGGAAGGAGAAGAAUGGAAAGGACUGUGCCCUGCACACUGCUGGUGAAGCUGUGGCUCCCCCGUGGGUCACAGCUGACAGUAGCCAGGAAAUCCCCGCAGCCUGCUGGAAAAUGGGUUAGGUCCUGCAGAGUGAGAAGUGCAUGGCUAGCAGAGCAUGCAGAUGCCUUGUGCUGUCUGAGGGGCACGUGUUCAAUAUAGGCAUUGCUGGUGCCAGCUGUGCAAUUUUCUCUUUCUGGGGAGGGUGGCUUUUUUGUUUGUUUCUAUUUGAGGUACACGCAACGUGCACAUUGUGACAGGUCUGAGCAAAGAGCUACUGCCUCCUUCAGGUGAGGUGGAGUCUGAGGGUGAUGGAAGUGGGGCAGGCAUAGUACAUGGGGGUCCUUCCUCUCCCAGUGUAUGGGAGUAGAUGAUGGGUAUAGUCACUGUGCUGUGGAUGGAAGCCAUGGAGGAACCAAUGGCCAAGGAGUGGCAUGGAAGGAAGGAAAGAAAGGGGAAAAUGAUCUGCUGUUUGCCACUGAGCAUCUCUGACUUGCAGGAGUACACUGCAGACUGAAGACAUUUCUUACAAAACAGCAAACCUCAUUCCUUUACCACUCCUGCUCAUUACUCCAGGCAGUACUGGGCCAGCCACACCGGGUGCAUUUCUUUUUUCUUCCUUAUUCUGUGUGGCUGAUGUGACAGGGAAGCAAGCGGAACUCGUGGUCCAGAGCUGGAGUUUCACUAUCCACAGACCUUUUUUGCAUCACCUGUAUCUUCAGCUGGACAUACGGAUGAUGAUGGCGUGGAUGCUGCUGCUGCUGCAGGGUCCAGCCUGGUUUGUUACCCUGCCCACUUCACCCAGCACGGAAGGACAGCCAGAGAGGUGCCAUGUACAGAACCGCAUCUAUUUCUGCUUUGUUUUCUGACUCAGAACCCUGCCCCCAGUGACUAUGACAACGGUGAUGAAAACAACAACAACAAAAAAAGGGCAAAUGCAUUUUUUACAUUUCUUGAUAAUUUCCAAAGCAAUGUAUCAUUGCUUUCUUUAGACUGACGCCAAUAUAACAGUUGUAUGGGUCUCAGCCAGGCUCCUGUGUCUUUUCUGCCUGAUAGUUUCAGAUUGGUGUAUGAAAUGUAUGCGCGUUUGCACACAGACACAAUCGCACAAGGUGACAGCACCACAAGCCCGUGGGGUUGCGGACUUGUGUUGAAGGUGAAGCUGGAGGCCUUGCUUCAUACGUCUAGGUGAGAAACUCCAACCCAUGGGCCCAGAAAGCUGAAGUGGGGCAUCCCCACUGAGUCAGAACUGAGCAUCCUAUGGUAUGGGCCAGUUGAGACUGUCCCAGGAUAGGGUGGGAAGAGGAACAGUGAGUGGGAAACAAAGUAAAUAGAAUCCAUUCAGAGGCUUCUGGCAGUGGUGAGAUUUUGUCAGUUCCAAUAAUUAAUUUGUAGCGUGUAUUAAAAAUAUAUAUAUAUUCCUGGCCAUCAGAAGUCCCUGUUCCCAUCUUGCUAACACAAGGAUAGAGUUCACUAGUGGCCAGGGAGGUUUUACUAAUGUACAAAAUGUGGAAAACAGAACUGAGUCUAGAAAGAAUUUAAUAAUAUUUUUCCUACAUUUAUUUUCUUCUCCAAAGAGUAAGAAAUGCAAAUUUCAAUAGCUGCAUAGGAUUUCUUUUCUCAUCUUUUGAAUGUUGCGAAGAUGUUAAAAGUCUCAUCCUGGGUUAGCAAGCCCAGGGAUCCAAAAGGUUUCCGAUGGGAUCUCAGUCUAUGGGGCUUUGCUCUCUCUUGCUUUGUUUCUGGACAGCUGAAUUGUGGCCUUGCUGCUCCAGUGCCUGAGAAGGUAUGUCUGAAGGCAGAAACACAGCAUAAAGAAAUCCUAUACUGAAAACAAAGCUAUGAUUGCUAUCAGAGUAGCAGCAUCACACUGGAGUAGAAAAAUCCUUUUCUGAAACGAAAUUUAGUGUUCUAGUUCAAUCUUCCAUCCUUCCCCCACCCUAUGCAGGGAAUGUGACUUAACUGUUAACACAUGAUCUUAAAACAGGCCUUUAAGGGCACAGACUUUGAUUGAGCUGCCAAAAUGUAUGCAUCCUCUGCCACCUGAGAUACCCUGCAGUAUUCUGCCCAGCCUGCAACAGAAAAAGUUCCAGGAGGGGCAAAACAUUUCCCCUUGACUGGUGCCAUGUCUGCCAGCCUCGUGUAUGCUGUGUGGGCCUCAGGCGGCAGGGGACAGUUAGGCAACUUAACCAAGUCCCUUUCUGAAGGGCUAACCAGGCUGAGCAGCACCAACGGCUGAAGUAAGGAGGAAAUCUUCUUUAGCAUUACCAAGGGCUUAGCAAGGCAUGACUGGGAGCCCAUCUCCAUGCUCCCAUGCUGUUCUCCCACCCCACGCCAUGCGGGCAAGCCCUGCUCCUAUGGCCUGGAGCCCUGGCACCUGCCCAGCCCUCACCUAGCACAGGCCUAGUGCCUGCAACCCAGGCCCUCGGAGUAGCAGCAAGAGCAGGCAUGGUCCCACCACACAUUGUUUUGGUUUUUUUUUCUAACAGUUUUCAAAUAACUCCUUUCCAAAGCAUUUUCCUAUUCAAGACAGACACCAUUCAUUAGUCUCAUCAUUCUGAGGAUAAAAUACCUGUGUUUUUCUGUUUUGUUUUGCAUUUUGUCCAGUCAGGCAAAAUACAAACUCUUCCUCAAAAAGGCUGAAAUGCCUUUAAUUUUUUUUUUUCCUAAUAUUUAAGCAUCCUAAGCCAGUCCAUUCCCAUCCUAAGCAGGUAGACUGGUAACCAAUACUACCUAAACAUCAUCAACGUCACGAUUGCUCAUUGGAGUGAUUGGUUCAGGAUUAUUCAGUCUUGACAAUUUGAAUGUGGGAAGAUUUCAGAGGAGGAGGAGUCAGAUUGUAAAUAUCUCUUUGACAACACUGCUGCAUCACACACAAAAACGGGGAGAUACUUUUAAAACUGCCUUAAAAAUCAAUUCCGAAUGACGGAGUCUCCCUCCAAACAAUUGCCACUUGGUAAAUCAAGGGAUAAGUCGCUUUGGGUAAAUUCUGGCAAGAAGUGGUUGGAAUCUGGUCCAGUUUGGGAAGUGUAAAUGUAAUCUAGGAGCUGAUCUCUCACUCAGUCUGACUUCAUAUCCACACUAAUGACUGAGCACUGCAGGAUCAAAACUCCUUAAGGCAUGGGGUUGCUGUACCUGGCCUGUAUCUGUAUGGCGCGGUCUGGCCUGCAAGGUACUGCAUACCUGUGUUUCCCGGUGACUUCAGGGAAGAUGGGGUUCCUCAACACCUCUUCAGUUCAGGCCCUGAAGCAUCAUUUCCUGCUCUGAUCAUCAGCUAUAAUUGUUGAUAAAUAUAAGUGUUUUGCCUUCAUUUGAAUUGCCCAGAGCUGUAAAAUGACCUCUCUCAAGUAUAAACCAGUCAGUCACCUCCUCUCCCACUCUUCCCUGUGCUCUCUGCCCACCCCAGCCCUCCUCUCACCUCCGCCCAAGUCCUUCCCUCUCUCAAGUCUUUACCUCCUUCCACAAUUUUAUAUCUAGUUUUCAUGAAGCCACAGAAAUGCUUUUGUAAAUAAUGCUGUACAGUUUGUAACCAUCAUGUAAGCCUGUCAUCAGUGCCAGAGUCCGUCUUGCCCUCUCGCACGUUUUAAAGUCAACAGAGAAAAGUUAGAGUGAAUGGCCCGCAAGCGAGCUAUAGGGUCAUCUCUGUGUGGGACAAAUGUAUAUUCCUGUAAGAUUGCAUUUUUAUCUAAGGAAUGAUGUUAUUUUAAAAUUGCUAAUAAAUUUC